Rhodotorula toruloides NP11 is the source of this 387-nucleotide messenger RNA. Its product is annotated as large subunit ribosomal protein L40e. The transcript has 6 exons. The record is from RefSeq and is a predicted model, not a curated record. Gene Ontology annotation, molecular function: ubiquitin protein ligase binding; structural constituent of ribosome; protein tag activity. NCBI's taxonomy places the organism in Eukaryota, Fungi, Basidiomycota, Microbotryomycetes, Sporidiobolales, Sporidiobolaceae. Gene Ontology annotation, biological process: protein ubiquitination; modification-dependent protein catabolic process; translation. Bases 1 to 387 code for a protein of 128 amino acids. Gene Ontology annotation, cellular component: nucleus; cytoplasm; ribosome.
AUGCAGAUCUUCGUCAAGACCCUCACGGGCAAGACCAUCACCCUCGAGGUCGAGUCGUCGGACACGAUCGACAACGUCAAGGCCAAGAUCCAGGACAAGGAGGGCAUCCCCCCUGACCAGCAGCGCCUCAUCUUUGCCGGCAAGCAGCUCGAGGACGGCCGCACUCUUUCUGACUACAACAUUCAGAAGGAGUCGACCCUUCACCUCGUCCUCCGUCUCCGCGGUGGAAUCAUCGAGCCGUCGCUCCGCAUCCUCGCGUCGUCGUUCAACUGCGACAAAAUGAUCUGCCGUAAGUGCUACGCGCGCCUCCCGCCGCGUGCCACUAACUGCCGCAAGAGGUCGUGCGGACACUCGUCCCAGCUCCGUCCUAAGAAGAAGCUCAAGUAA